This is a messenger RNA of Drosophila ananassae, 1959 nucleotides long. RefSeq names its product estradiol 17-beta-dehydrogenase 11. The record is from RefSeq and is a predicted model, not a curated record. The coding region runs from base 552 to 1766 and encodes 404 amino acids. Gene Ontology annotation, molecular function: oxidoreductase activity, acting on the CH-OH group of donors, NAD or NADP as acceptor. NCBI's taxonomy places the organism in Eukaryota, Metazoa, Arthropoda, Insecta, Diptera, Drosophilidae. Gene Ontology annotation, cellular component: lipid droplet. The transcript has 8 exons.
UGAAGCUCGAUGACGUCACAAAUUCGAGCUUCGGCUGUCGGCAGCGACGUUGACUUCAACUGCCACGGUGCUGCCAACAGCAACGUCGACGCCGACGUCGGCUAUAUCCAAUAGCGCGCCAAAAUAAGAAGUCGAAAUUCAUUCCUUUCGAGCCCACAACGUUCAAAAUCGUUUGCUACGCUCACGAGAGCGGACGUGCAGUGCGGAAAAAUCACUCGAAUCCCCAACCUAAAAAAUAAAGCCAAAAUAAAAAACAAAUUAUAAAAAAAAACACCAUAACGCACACUCAAAAUUAAGCCAAACAAUAAAAAAAAACCAAAGCCCCGAAAAAUAAUAGGAAGCUAUUGCUUACGGUUGGUUGUGUUUCGUUUGAAUUUUAAAAUAAACCGAAAUAAUUACGAAAAUUACCAAAACAAAUAGAAUUUGAAAUUUUUCAUUCGUUUCGCUAGCAAAAAAUAUUAAAAAGUGUCUUGGAAAAAUUGUGAUUUAAAUAAAAAUAAACUAAGCGGAAAGAAUCUGAUACAAAAGUCAAGUGUCAGGCCAGUGAGAAAAUGGAGAGGAACAACAAUAACCUGCAUGCUGGCGAUCAGCAAAUGUUGGCCAACGGACAUGGACAUGGCCUGGCCAAUGGCAAUGGGGCGGUGCACUCCGCCCAGGUGGAGAGUCCUCCCCAGGCCCAGGCCACUACCUGGACUGAGAGCCUCCUGAAUAGCUGGGAUGCCUUUGCGGAUGUGGCCUGGUUCAUCAUUUGCUGCAUUGGAUAUAUCUUUCAGGAUCUGUACUACCUUGCCUUUGGCUAUCCCGAAAAGGAACUCAACACAGACAUUGCUCUGAUCACAGGUGGAGGCAAUGGACUGGGUCGCCAGUUGGCCGAAAGGCUGGGAAAGAUGGGAACCAAGGUCAUUAUCUGGGACAUCAAUAAGAAGGGCAUUGCGGAAACAGUUGAAAUUGUUCAAGAGGCAGGCGGCUACUGCAAGGGUUAUGUGGUUGAUAUUUCCAAAAAAGAAGAUGUCUACAAGGCAGCCGAUGUCAUCAGGGAGGAAGUUGGAGAUGUCACUUUGCUGAUCAACAAUGCGGGCGUUGUGUCUGGACUGCAUCUUUUGGAUACACCUGACCACUUAAUCGAACGAUCCUUCAACGUGAACGUUAUGGCACACUUUUGGACGACAAAAGCGUUCCUGCCAAAAAUGAUUGAGAAUGAUCGAGGACACAUUGCCACGAUCGCCUCGAUGGCCGGCCAUGUGGGCAUUAGCAAAUUGGUCGAUUACUGUGCCAGCAAGUUCGCAGCGGUUGGCUUUGAUGAGGCUUUGAGGCUGGAGCUGGAAGUCCUUGGCCAUACAAACAUCCGCACCACCUGCAUCUGCCCGUUCUUCAUCCAGGCCACUGGCAUGUUCGACGAUGUGAAUGCCAGAUGGGUCCCCACGCUGAAUCCCAACGAUGUGGCCGAUCGUGUCAUUGUGGCCAUCAGGAAGAACGAGAAACUGGCCGUCAUUCCCGGCUUCCUGAAGGUCCUUCUCUCCUUCAAGUGGACCUUCCCCUGGGGCUGUGUGGGCGGUCUGCUGAAGCGCCUGGUGCCCGACGCCUCCCCCCAAGGCCUGCCCAGCUCGAUAGUCAGCCCCUUGCCAUCGAAGUCGAACGCGAACGCGAAGGCGACGUCCGCCGACAUUGCCGCCUUGGAUGCUGAACUGAGCAGCGUGACGUUGCCGGCGAAGCCACCCUCGAUGCUGAUCCAGCGGACGCCGUCGCUGGGGGAGCGUGUCCUUUGAAGGGCCACGUCCUGCCACCUUUGCUACCGCUCUUGGUCCACCCCCAAGUUCUGUUACAAUAUAUCCACAUCUAAUUUUUGUUUGUUGUGUGCAUUUUAUGAGCGUGGAGUUACGAGCAUGUGUAAUUGAAUUUCGUGUUUUUGGCAUUUUUUCGCUGCGAGGAACCAUUUAAUAAAUCUAAGCUACAAAUCUA